This is a messenger RNA of Durio zibethinus, 3587 nucleotides long. RefSeq names its product putative inactive leucine-rich repeat receptor-like protein kinase At3g03770. Lineage: Eukaryota; Viridiplantae; Streptophyta; Magnoliopsida; Malvales; Malvaceae. The record is from RefSeq and is a predicted model, not a curated record. Gene Ontology annotation, biological process: protein phosphorylation. Gene Ontology annotation, molecular function: ATP binding; protein kinase activity; protein binding.
GUGAAGUGUGAAAUGCAAGUGAAAGUCCAUAAUCUUAAUUUGGUUUAAGGUCACUUUGAAAGGUGAUGUUCUAUUUUUGGAGAGCUUUCUUUGAGGGAUUUUGGCAGAAAAUUUCUUUUUUUGAAGUCACAAUUAUUGAUUCUUAAGUUGGUCUUAAUAGUAAAAAGUCUCAAGUGCUCUCCAGCAAGAAAUUCCUGGUCCAAACUUGUCUGCGUCUACCUUUUCAGGAGUACUAAGAAGAAAGAGAUGUAGUUUUGCAGGGCACACCAGUUGAGCUGGGGUCUGUUUAAUCCGUUCUCUCAAGAGAGUUUCAAACUACAACACCCUUUCUGCUGUUUCUGCAAAUGUGGAAAACAAAUUACAAGCUUGCUACCUAUUUUGAGUUGAUGGUAUCUCUGCAGCUUAUGCUCAUUUUCUAGUCCUUCAAAGCUGCUCAGUGCUUUUCCCCUAAUGCUGGCUCUGUAUAUGGUUCCAAUGGCUAAAGGAUUCAGGCAUCAGGCAUGCUUAGUUCUUGCUAUCAUUUUACUUUUAAUCAAUCAGUCAGAGCAACUACAAUCCUCCCAGACUCAUACCCUUUUAAGACUUCAACUGCUUUUGAAUUAUCCAGAUAUUUUAAGUAGCUGGAAUAGCACCAUAAACUUCUGCAAUGCUGAACCUACAUCCCAAGUAACCGUGGUAUGCUAUGAAGAAAGCAUAACUCAGCUGCAUAUAAUUGGAAAUAAAGGAAGUCCUUCGUUACCUAGAAACUUUUCCGUGGAUUCCUUUGUCACAACACUUGUUAAGCUUCCAAACUUGAAAGUCCUUACAUUGGUUUCUCUUGGUUUAUGGGGGCCAUUGCCUGGUAAAAUUGCACGUUUAUCCUCAUUGGAAAUACUUAACAUGACCUCAAAUUUACUAUAUGGAGCCAUCCCUCAUGAGCUUUCAUCUGUAACGAGCCUUCAAACACUCAUACUUGAUGAUAACAUGUUCUCUGGUCGGCUACCUGAAUGGCUAGGUUUAUUUCCAGUUCUGGCUGUUCUGAGUUUGAGGAAAAAUUUGUUCAAUGGCUCUUUGCCUGAUUCUUUUAGCAGUUUGGAGAACCUUAGAGUUCUUGCACUUUCACAUAACCACUUUUUUGGAGAAGUGCCUGAUUUUAGCAGUUUGACAAAUCUUCAAGAGCUUGAUCUAGAAGAUAAUGCUUUUGGAUCUCAGUUUCCUCAGCUUGGCAACAAGUUGGUUCGCCUUGUAUUGGGAAAGAACAGGUUUAGGUCUGGCCUUGCAUCUGAAUUGAGCUCCUAUUACCAACUUCAAUGGCUGGACCUGUCAUUCAAUAGAUUUGUUGGGCCAUUUCCUCCAUCAUUGUUAUCCCUACCUUCCAUUACUUAUUUGAAUAUUGCAGACAACAAACUCACUGGGAUGCUUUCUGAAAAUACAUCUUGCAAUGCAGAACUUGAAUUUGCAGAUUUAUCCUCAAAUCUUUUGACUGGACACUUGCCUAGAUGUCUUUCAGAUUCUAAAGACAGAGUUUUCCUCUAUGCUCGAAAUUGCCUGGCAACUGCAAAGGAAAAUCAACAUCCCCUUUCCUUCUGCCGCAAUGAAGCCUUAGCUGUGGGAAUCUUACCUCAUCAUAAGAAGACCAAACCUUCUAAAGUAACUCUUGCCUUGGGCAUAACUGGAGGAAUUAUUGGUGGAAUAGUACUUCUUGGUCUCAUUUUCAUAUUUGUUAGGAGGUUGAAUGCAAAUAAGACAAUCAAUAAACCUACUACAAGAUUGAUUGCAGAGAAAGCAUCAACUGCAUACACAUCAAAGUUACUAUCCAAUGCAAGGUAUAUAUCUCAAACAAUGAAGCUGGGUGCACUCGGACUUCCGGCUUUUCGAACAUUUUCGUUGGAAGAACUUGAGAAUGCUACAAACAACUUUGACACAACUGCUUUCAUGGGUGAAGGUUCUCAAGGGCAGAUGUAUAGAGGUCAGCUGAAAGAUGGCACCUUUGUGGCCAUUAGAUGCCUGAAAAUGAAGAAAAGACACAGCACUCAAAGCUUUAUGCACCAUGUAGAGCUGAUUUCUAAAUUGAGAUAUCGCCAUUUAGUCAGUGCUCUUGGGCAUUGCUUUGAGUGCUACCUGGAUGAUUCAACUGUCAGCAGAAUAUUUCUCAUCUUUGAAUACGUACCAAAUGGCACUCUGAGGAGCUGGAUAUCUGAAGGACAUGCCAGACGAUCACUUACAUGGGCACAACGCAUAUCAGCUGCAAUAGGGAUAGCAAAGGGCAUCCAAUUUUUGCACACAGGGAUUGUGCCUGGUGUGUACUCAAAUAAAUUGAAGAUAACUGAUAUUUUGAUGGACCAGAACCUUGUUGCAAAAAUUAGCAGUUACAACCUUCCCUUAUUAGCGGAGAGUGCAGGAAAGGUAGGUCAUGGAACUUCUGUUCUACCCAAGGAUCCAAGUAAUAGUGCAAGGGUAAGUUAUGAAGAUAAGGCUGAUGUCUAUGAUUUUGGAGUGAUUUUACUAGAAAUGAUUCUGGGGAAGCCAUCAAAAUCCAGGAAUGAAGUCCAAAUCCUUAAAAAUGAGUUACAAGCAAUUAUGGCAACCGAUGAUGGCACUAGAAGAAGCAUAGCUGAUCCAGCGGUUCAGACAUCUUGCUCGGAUCAGUCCUUAAAGACAAUGAUGGAAAUUUGUGUGAGAUGUCUACAAAAGGACCCUGCAGAGAGACCUUCUGUUGAGGAUGUGCUGUGGAACUUGCAGUUUGCUGCUCAAGUUCAGGAUGCAUGGCGGGUAGAUUCCCAGAGCAGUGAUGGAUCUCCAGGCUCUCCUUCCCAGCCUCCACACCUUCGUGUUUCCUUCCGUUAGUAAAAAAUACUUUCAGGAUAUGCAUGGCAGUCACAAGUGUAAGACACUAGGGAUAUGUACCCCUUUGUUUGGAAGGAUGGAGAAGAGGAAGGUAGGGAAAACUUUUAAUCCAAUGGUUAUGUAUAAAACAGGAAGUUAUGAAACUUAACUAUAACAUUAUUUCCACCAUGUCCCUCGACUAUCUUUCCUACCAAGCAAAGCCUCGGGAAAGUUAUUUUUUCUGCUGCUGCUGCUGCUACAUUCUUCAUGCCAAGCUAUCUAAGCUCCCGAAAAGGUGUUGUCAUCAUUUCCUUACACUCAAGUCAUCCCUAUUUCUCCUCUUGUGAUUAUCGGAGUUAGUAAUAUAGUUACUUGCCAAAGUUGGAAAAUUCAGAACCAAAUUGUCUAUACUGGUUUUCUGAGAAAUACAGAAACCUGUUUUUUUUUUUUUUUUUGUCAUACUGUCGUCUAGAUUUCUUUUUUCUUAUAAUCCAUAAUUACACUUACAAUUACCAUCUGAACAACAAAAAGGAAUUGCUGCCAGGCCUUAUUAAUUAUGCGAUGUUCAAGUCGUCAACUAAUGCUAUAUUAUAUGAUUCUCUGUAUUCUUUUAAUCCUCAUCACUUUGUUUGGUUACUGCUAGGGAAUCUUAGGUGGUUGUGAUUUUACAUCACUGAAGCCAGCAAAUGACAUCCAAAAUGUAGAAAAUGUUUUAUCACUCAAGAAAAGUGAUCUCCUCGUUUAUUUUAUAACAAAUUUACCCUUGUAAUGGUGCUGAAUAA